Molecule: messenger RNA, 1299 nt
Organism: Ipomoea nil (Japanese morning glory)
Lineage: Eukaryota; Viridiplantae; Streptophyta; Magnoliopsida; Solanales; Convolvulaceae
Exons: 6
Coding region: 1-1299 (432 amino acids)
Molecular function (GO): zinc ion binding; nucleic acid binding
Source: RefSeq, a predicted model, not a curated record
AUGGAAAGAUUCAGGCCACUUCCCCAGCUUACAGGUGACAACUACGCAUAUUGGAAGGCUCGAACAAGAACUCACCUUAAAGCUCAAGGAGAUCAGGUUUGGCGGGCGGUACUGACCGGUACAAGUUCAGUUAAACAGUCAAAGCUUCAGCUGGUAAAAACUGAAUUUGAGGGACUUCGUAUGAACGAGGACGAAGAUAUUGCGAGUUUUCACGAACGCAUUCAAGAGAUGAAGGUAACCGCUAUUCAAGAACUUGAUGGCUGGGAGAACAAAUCAGUGGCUCAACUAAUGGGCAAUCUUCGAACCUACGAAAUGGAAAUUCUUACUGACCACACCAAAAAGAAAAAGACAGUUGCGUUUGUCGCUGAAGAACAGGAUGAUACCGCUAACCCAGACGAAUCAGGUGAUGAUCCAGUUGAGUUUUUGACUGAACAGUUUUCUAAUUUUUUGAAACAGGUAUCUCAGAAGAAUUCACAAAACAAAAAAUUUCAAAAAGGAGCAAGCUCAAACAUGUCGAAAACUUGUACAAAAACUGGCAUGUCAAACUCAAAAACUGCUGCCCCACGUCCAGCCCGCUCCAAGGAAAAAUCAAACAACAAAGGAAUAAAAUGUUACGAGUGUGAGGGCUUUGGUCAUGUUCAAGCUGAAUGUCCAACUUAUCUUAGGCGAAAGAAGUCCAUGACAGCCACAACUUGGAGUGAUGACGAACCUGAAUCAGAAGCUGCUCACUCUGACGCAGAAGAAAUGUUCGCUAAUUUUGUAGCUUUUACUGCUAGAGGUGAGACAUGUUCAGAACCUGGAGAUGCAUCUGACACGGAGGGUGGCGAGUACAACUCGGCAGAAGACCUUGAAAUACCAGAUUUAUCUUACGAAGUAGAGUUUAACAAGUUGUAUCUCAAGUGGGAAGCAUUACUUAAAGCAAAUCGUGUAGUGUCUAGUGAAGUUAGAGUAUUGUUUGGUAUUGGCUUUACUGGAGGAACCAACAAAGACAAAACUACUUUUGUCAAGACAUAUGAUCCACGUCCAGAAGAUACUCCUGAGUCAAGCACAACUAAACAAUAUCGUGAAUCAGCGCCUGCCAUUGGCUCAGCAAGGCAAACACGAGGUUACGAGGACACAUCAGACCUGAGCGUUAUUACUUCUACAAAGAACAAAGGGUCGAAAAACAUAGCAAUAAGUAGGGAUGAAAAAUGGUACUUCGACAGCGGUUGCUCACGUCACAUGACCGGAAACGCAACAUUUCUAAGUGACAUAAACACAAGCAACGGUGAAGUAACCUUUGGUGAUGGAGUCAAAUGA